CUGACAGAGCAACCACAACUACAAGGGGAUUAGGGUUUCAGAUCUCAGCAAAAAACUUGCCGGAAAAAUGGCUUUGAGAAAUUUGUACAAGGAGAUGAAGGGAUUGAAGCUGAAGGAGGUGCCGGCGCACCUAAAGCCGAUGCUCUCAAUCGGUUACGCGAAGAAUGCUAUCAGGAAGGGUUUGGAUAACUACCAUGCUAAGUACAUCGAAACCAGCUCCGUUGAUCCUCUUCUCCAUGUCUGCUUCGGAGGCAUGAUAUUCUCCUACCUCGUCGCCCUUCCAGAAGAGCGACGUCACCUCGAGCACAAACAGCACGGCGGCGGACAUUGAUUGUCGCUCCGAUUUUCUAAGAUUGAUGAAUACAGCGAGGACAAACAUCUGUCUCUGUUGGUUGCUUUUACCCUCUUUUCAGUAAUUGGUGUACCCAGUGAGGCUCAUUUGUGCAAUACUUGGCUUAUUUAUUUGGUUUAAUAAAAUGUAGUCAAAUACUUCUUUUCUUCGCCUGUGGGCGGUAUAACAUGUGCCUUACCAAACAGAGGCUGAAUUUGCUUUUUAUAUGAAUCAACGUAUUUUGUUCUUCUCCCA
Solanum verrucosum is the source of this 586-nucleotide messenger RNA. RefSeq lists its product as uncharacterized. The transcript is spliced from 2 exons. Lineage: Eukaryota; Viridiplantae; Streptophyta; Magnoliopsida; Solanales; Solanaceae. Bases 68 to 331 code for a protein of 87 amino acids. The record is from RefSeq and is a predicted model, not a curated record.